AGGCAACAGCAGCAACAGCAUCACCAGGAGCAACAACAACUUCCCAUCCAGUGUGAGGCCGGUUGUCGCGAGUGGUUCCAUCUGGCCUGCUCUGGUCUCACACCGGAGGCCUUCUUUCUGCUGAAGGGAGAACCACUGGCUGAGUGGUUGUGCAAUAGCUGCGCUGCCCUGGCCUAUCCCAACAUACCCUACAUUCGUCUUCGCCAGUGA
Molecule: messenger RNA, 210 nt
Organism: Dibothriocephalus latus
Lineage: Eukaryota; Metazoa; Platyhelminthes; Cestoda; Diphyllobothriidea; Diphyllobothriidae
Source: the annotation of a GenBank genome assembly